CUCUGGUUAUGCAGGAAACCAUUCCUUUGGUGCAGCCCCUGUACAGCAAGGCUAGAGCUUGAGAAGAAGGAGCAGCACAAGAACCAAUCAGUUCAUCUGCUGAUAAGAAGCACGCCGAGAUGCGCUCAUCACUGUGCUGCUUCUCUGUUCACUGUCCAGUCUCAGGUCCAGGAAUCUAGCGGCAGAAAGAAAUUACUGAGGGAAACCCUUGGAGGGUUUGUUAUUUAAUCUUUUAUCUUGUUAUUUUUGGCCGGAGUUCUGCUUUAACAGAGUGACUGGUGAGUGGAGGAAUGGUAGGUAUGUACUAAUAGGUAGGUGUGGGGGAUUAAAGUAAAUCUGUUACUUUGCCCCGAGCGGCAAAAUUCCAGUCUUGAAUUAGUGCCUUUCCCUUUGACCCCUACACUGGGACGAUGAAGCAUUUGUCAACUCAGGAAGAAAUCUGCAUAUUGGAAUGAGAACCUCAUGAGAGGUCAUGCUGGGAUUUGUAGUGCCCCUGUAUACCACGAGGCGUCUUAAAGGGCCCUUGAAAUAUGAUCACACCUAGUGUUACAUAACACAUCCAGAUCAGGGAUAGUCCACCUGGUAAGACAUGUUCUGCUCCGUCCAUCCCACCGGAGGUUGGGAAUCUGGCAAAGAAUGGGGAGGGGGAAAAUGAGAGGUCACACCCAGAGGAGUGCAGAGAAAGUUUUACCUUCAGUAUGAGAUUCACCUGAAUGCUUCCGUCUCCUCCGGAACAAAACAUGGAAUCUAUACAGAAAUACUUCUCACUUCUUACCAUCAUUUUUAGCACCCUGGACUUUCCCGGAGUUACGGCAGAGCUUAUAUUCCACGCCCACGAGGAGCAAGAUGAGGGGACUUUUAUUGGAAAUGUACGCGAGAGUAUUAUAUCACCUACGGCAGUGCGAUUUAAACUCUUGGCACAUACAGACCAUUUCGACUUGGACGCCCAGAGCGGAGAUUUAUACACAACAUCUAAUAAACUCGACAGGGAAUUGUUGUGCCCUUCGGAAACCCUGGACCAAUGUUCCAUGGCACUGGAUAUCUUCACUUCAUCCCAAGAAUAUGCAGAGUUUUCCAAAGUGAAACUUUUUAUUCUGGAUAUCAACGAUAACGCCCCUUAUUUUUUAGAACAGUCCUACACCAUUUCCAUUCCGGAGGACACAACCCUAGGGACCAAAUUUCACGUUGACCACUUGGCCAAAGACCCAGAUAUUCAAGAAAAUGGAGCACUCUCGUAUCUUUUGGUGAGCCCAGGUGACAUUUUUUCUUUGGAUUAUCGAUCCGAGCUGAUAUCCUUGGUUCUAAUGAAAUCUCUGGAUAGAGAAUUACAAAGUGAACACCGAAUGACUUUAAUGGCAGUCGAUAGAGGAAAGCCGCCAUUGUCUGGAACUACUACUUUUGUCGUAAAAGUAACCGACGUGAAUGAUAACUGCCCCUUUUUCCUCGCAAACAACAUUUCUGUGCACCUUCCCAGGGACGCAUCUAUUGGCACCACUGUGGCACAACUUACAGCCAUUGACAAAGACAUAGGUGAAAAUAGCGUCAUUCAGUAUCAUUAUAGCUACAGAGUUUCUGAGUCCAUUCGAAGCCUUUUCCAUCUAGAUAGUGCAAGUGGUACAAUAACCUUGUCCGAGUCAUUACCUGAUCAAAUAAGCCAAUAUAAGCUUACUGUACUAGCCUUUGGGUAUGGCUGUGCACCAGCAAUGGCAACAGUCACGGUACAACUGGAGAUUAAAAAACAAGAGCCUAAAAUGGAAUUCCGCUUCAUUGCUUCUCAACACGAAGGUGGUGUCUAUAUUAAGGAAGACAUUCUGCCGGGUUCAAUCAUUGCCAUCUUAGAGGUCACAGAUCCCGACGACAGCAUCAAGAGACCUCUUUCCAUUACUGGACCUUCACCUUUCCUUUUAAAGCCUUCCGAUUCUUCUCCCAACACCUACCUGCUAUUGACCUCCACUCCGGUGGAUUUUGAGUCAGAGGAUCGUUUUGACAUCCACAUUGUUGGUCAUUCAACUUUGGAUGAAUCUGUUACCUACACCGAAAACCUCACAGUGCUCAUCGAGGAUGUAAAUGACAACCCUCCCAAGUUUGAACAAAGUCUUCUAGAAAUAUCUGUUGAGGAAAAUAAUCCACCAGGAGUAUCGUUACUGAGGGUCUUCGCUUCCGAUGUUGACAGUGGACCAAAUGGAGAACUGAGUUUUUAUUUGGAACAUGAAGAAUCAAAUGAGUUUUCAAUUAACAGCUCCAAUGGGGUCCUAAAAGCUUUGGUGUCUUUCGACAGAGAAAAAGAACCUUCGUAUUCUGUUCGGAUCAUAGUCAACGACCAUGGUUUACCAUCAAAGAAUGAUUCUUGCCUAAUUGUUAUCAACGUCUUAGAUCAAAAUGAUAAUCCUCCAGUUUUUUCUUCCAAGGAGUUUAUAUUUUAUAUCCCCGAAAAUCUUCCUCACGGAGGAAAUGUGGGAAUUUUAAAUGUAACUGAUGUGGAUCGUGGACUGAAUGGUGACUUUUCUGUCGCUUUAUUGAAUAAGACCUCGCUUUUUUCAUUUAACCAGGAUACAAUCCUCAGAUCUCAAGGUUCUUUCGACUAUGAAAGAGAAAGGAUGUAUGAGCUUUGGGUGGAAGCCAAAGACAAAGGGAGUCCAUCUUUGUCCUCCAGGGCCAAAGUUCUUGUCUUUUUGCUGGAUGUAAAUGAUAAUGCUCCUUUAAUAGUUCUCCCAGAGUCAAACUUCUCCUAUGUGUUAGUACCUCCAGAUACAUCAAAAGGAUCUCCAGUUACCAAAGUUCAUGCCGUGGAUUAUGACACUGGCAUGAAUGGGGCCAUAACCUACAGUGAGUUUGGUGAAAUGAGCCCUAGCACCGAUCUUUUUAAAAUCGAUAUGCAUUCAGGUAACAUUACAUUAAAAGAAAGUAUCAUGGAUCAUCAGUGUGGCCUUUAUCAACUCCUGGUGAAGGCCAGUGACCAAGGCUUUCCUGAAGCCCUUUCGACUAUUGUGCGGGUCAACAUUCUACUCAACCAAAGCAUAAGUAACCGGACCUACCUUGAAUCCUUGAUUAUGAGUAAGACGGUCAUAACCCAGGAGAGCCAAGUCAUCUUGUUGAAUCCAUGUCCACAGAACCCCCAAACCAUGGCCAUGUUCUCCUGGUCUCUGACAGCCCCGAUUGCCCUUGCCGUUGUUUCUGUAUUUGUCAUAUGCUGUAUGAUGGGAACCUUGCUGUUUCUUUAUUCAAGGAGGAAAAACUCUAGGAAGAAGCAAAGCCCAGAUGUUCCCCAAAGCCCAGAUGUACAAGUUCCAUUACAAAUAAAUGCGGAUUACUGUGCCAAAGACUGGGACGAGGUCAAGUACUGCAAAUCCUCUGAAACUCCUUUGACACAUCAGUAAACCCAGUCAAUAUGUUGGGACAUGCUACUGAAAAAUUGAUUUGUUGUAAAAUCAUAAUUAUUUUGCUCUAUCUUAGGGCUUUUUAAUAACUCUGUAUAUAAAUUAUUCCUAUUAUUUAAA
Rana temporaria (common frog) is the source of this 3497-nucleotide messenger RNA. RefSeq names its product protocadherin-20-like. Gene Ontology annotation, molecular function: calcium ion binding. The record is from RefSeq and is a predicted model, not a curated record. Lineage: Eukaryota; Metazoa; Chordata; Amphibia; Anura; Ranidae. Gene Ontology annotation, cellular component: plasma membrane. Gene Ontology annotation, biological process: homophilic cell-cell adhesion.